Molecule: messenger RNA, 1743 nt
Organism: Opisthorchis viverrini
Lineage: Eukaryota; Metazoa; Platyhelminthes; Trematoda; Opisthorchiida; Opisthorchiidae
Exons: 6
Biological process (GO): phospholipid translocation
Cellular component (GO): trans-Golgi network; endoplasmic reticulum; plasma membrane
Molecular function (GO): nucleotide binding; ATPase-coupled intramembrane lipid carrier activity
Source: RefSeq, a predicted model, not a curated record
AACCUUUGCUCUGCUUUUUUUCAGGCCAAUUCUCCGGAUGAGAAAGCUCUGGUCGAUGCAGCUUCGAAACUGGGAAUCGUUCUGAAAUCCGUCAGUCCAGAUCCGCACUAUGAAAGUGCUCGUCGAUUGACUUUCCAAAUAAACUGGGGACAAUCUCAUGCGGACGUGACGACUCAAGAAUUCACAGUCGAUGCGACCCUGGAGUUUGAUUACACACGAAGACGAAUGACUGUGAUGGUUCGUCACCCUGACGGGACAUUUCACAUUCACACCAAAGGAGCCGAAUCGAGCAUGUUAGAACCGAAUUUAUGUAGCCGAACAAGUAGUGAGAUUCGAACAAAAGCACUGGAAAGGGUCAAUGAAAUUGCUUCGGCUGGACUCCGGACCCUGGUAUUUGCAACAAAACAGUUGUCUCAAGAUGAAUAUCAACAGCUAUUGGACGAACGUCGCAUGGCACUGAGUCGACUCGGGGAGGCCAGGCGUGAGGCGUUACGAGCCAGCACUGAACGAAUUGAAUCGGGUCUUGAGCUACUAGCUGUAACCGGAAUCGAGGAUAAAUUACAAAUAGGAGUGAAGGAAUGUUUAGAAAACCUCAGAGCGGCUGGAAUACAGAUUUGGGUACUAACUGGUGACAAGGAGGAGACAGCAAUCACCGUCAGUCAAUCGGCUGGACACUUCCCGGAAUCAAUGACAAUACUACGUAUAACCGGGUGCACCGAUUUCACUUCAGUCGCUGAAUUGGUGUUCAAGCACCUCCAAGGCUUGGAUGCCAGAUAUGAGCAAGCCCGACUAAAUCAGUGUUGGCCAAAAAGCAAAUCGAAAGUGUCUGCCGGCAUGAGAUGGUUGAGUCCCACGUUGGACGAAAUCGAUGAAGUUGUUUGCACUGCGGCGCAAUUUGCAAUCGCACCUGAUCCACACAAGAAGAAAAGUGACUUUGUCAACAUCAAAAGCUAUAGUAGUGAGACAGAUGUGCGAUCACCGACAUAUCGUGUGCCCGGUCGCAGGGGUCGAAAGAAGCCCGGGGCCUCGGGGGAAUCCGUUGGCCUGGUGGUCGAUGGUGCUAGCUUGGUCCAUGCGCUACAUCCAUCAUUACGCACCGCAUUUUUGGAUCUAUGCAUGAACGUCACUACCGUACUGUGCUGCCGCAUGUCACCUAUGCAAAAGGCGUCCAUGGUUGAACUGGUUCAUCUGGGUCUGAAAGAUGCGAACCGUCCGGUAACCGCUGCUAUUGGAGACGGAGGAAACGAUGUAUCAAUGAUUUUGCAAGCCAAUGUCGGAAUAGGUAUCUACGGUAAGGAAGGCAGGGAAGCCGCACGAGCUGCGGACUAUGUCCUUCCGCAAUUUCGACUGAAUGACAGCUUUGUUGGUAAUCAAUUAACCGGUAAAUCUGUGUUGUCUCCUCUAACAUCUUCCACCAGAUUUCUGCAAAAUCUUCUACUUGUGCACGGGCACUGGGCUUACUAUCGAAUCAGUCACACUAUGCUCCUGUUCUACUUCAAGUGUGUGGCUCUCGUGACCACCAAUGUCCUUCUGUCCUUCUACUCUGGAUUCUCGGCAAACGCUUGGUUCUCCAGUAUAAUUUUUGGAUUGUACAACUUGACGCUGACGUCAUUGGUCUACAUCCUGUUCGGAAUGUUUGAGCGACACCUAACCUAUGAUCAGCUGAUGGAAAAUCCAAAACUUUAUCGCACGGUAUGUCAUUCUGAUCAGUUCAAUGGUGUUUUUGUUAUAAUCCACAUUAUU